GAAAGCGUUAGUCGGAAGUAACCUUUCGAAUACAACUCAUAAGCGAUUGUCAUAGCACUAAAGGAAAAGCCUCUUAAGGAAAGAGCUCAGAAUUAUAUUAGUUCGACGACAAACACAUAAUUAUUGCUGAAUAUGCAUUUUCCAGCGUAACUAAUAUAUGUAUAAUAUAGUAUUGUGAGAGAAAAUAUUUUAUCAAACGUUAUACACAGAGAUGUGUGGAAUAGUAAAGGCACGAUCGAUGGUAAAAAUGGUAACAAAAGAUCACAAUUAGUAUUUGACGGAAAAUAUUUUUUAUUAGUGCAGUCUUAUGGGAUUACUUAAGAGUUUCAAUACAGUAUGAUUGAUGCACUAUUGCCGCUUAUGUCAAAACAAAAACCUUUUAACACCGCUACGACAAAAGACUGCAGAGAAAGUUAUCGUAUGAAAAUAUUGGAAUAUAAAUGGGAGACUGUGAGAAAACGUUUUCUGAAUGAUUGUUUAUGGAAAGCGUCAGAUGGUGAGUUAGAAGCACUAGAAGCAUGCUAUUGGUUGAAAGCAACCGGUUUUGCGUCGUACGUAAAAAUGUAUGAAGAAAGAAAAUUUCCAAUUGAUGUUGACAUGGCAAAGAAGUCGAAUAAUAAUUUGGAUGACGAUUCUUUACAAUCCUUGAUCAAGAGAUUGGAGACAUUAAAUAAAUGUGCAAAGUUAUUGCAACAGCAGAGCAACGGAUUAUCUAAAAAGAGUAUUCACCAUACAGAUUUUAAUUCAGUACCUGGAGAAAUCAUUUCAGAAGAGGGUUCUAGAAGUUAUACAGAAAACAAACUAGAACAUUACAUACAUCAAGUGAACAGUGAAAGCAAUAACACAAACACUGAAACUGAUUUUAAGGGACGAACAAAUCGAUCACUUUCAUGCAGUGGCACAUUUCCUGUUAACAACAACAGUAAUAAGGAUAAAAACACGGAGAAUUACAUUGAUGAGAUAAGCUCCAAUAUUGUUAUUGCAAUUAAUAAUCAAUACAUAGAAAAUAUUGAAGAAUUGGAAAGUCAAAACAGACCUGCUUUUCGAAGUAGUAUUUAUGAUAAUGUUCCAGAGUUAGACGGUGACUUGCAAACAGCAAUGUUAGAUCGCAACUUACCACCUGAGUUAAAGUUUGCAAUUAAUGAUAGUUUUUACAUGACUGACCUGACACUACAAGACGUUACACAAAAAAUGCAAGUAAGACGACAAAGUUCAGAAGACGAUGAUGAUGAUGUGUGUUCAAUAUCUUCACAGGAGGAAGAGGAACUUGAUGAAGCAGAAAGUUUGCACUCCCUCCACCACUUAGAUAGUCCUUGUACUAUAGGCGCGUCAAAAAUUCCUGGUAUGGGCUCAGUAGAUUCUGGUGUACCAUCUUCACCUGUUAUGCGUUCACCAAGUGUAAGGAAGAGAAGAGUUCGAUGGCAUAGUUUUCAAGUUUCAUGCGAAAGAGAAUCAAUGAUUGUGAGCAACAAGAUUAUGUCCCUUUCGGCUGGUCAGUUAAAUGUAUUAAAAAAGCUAUCACUAUUACGAUUAACUGCUGUGCUAGAAAGAUAUUCGUGUCAAAACAGAAAUGGGUGGCACUGGACUGUACCAAAACUGCUGAAAAAAUUCAAGGCACCAGACUAUAGAGAUAAAAAUAUAUUUGGUGUUCCAUUAUUGGUAACUGCAGAAAGAACAGGCACUUCGUUACCACAAGCAAUUAUACUUGCUCUAAACUAUUUAAGCAGACUUGCUGUAGACAGUGUAGGGAUAUUUCGUAAGUCUGGCAUGAAGUCACGAAUAGAUAAAUUACGAACGCAAAUGGAAAACAGCCCAGAUAAAGUUGAUUUUGAUGGCUACUCCGUUUACGAUGUUGCAGAUACUGUGAAGCAAUUCUUUCGAGAACUACCAGAACCUUUACUUACAACAAAACUUGCAGAUACUUUUAUUUCAAUUCAUAGAGAUGUACCAAAAGAAUUACGUCUGCAAGCCAUGCAACUAGCUAUUGUUUUGAUGCCAGAUGAAAAUCGUGAUGUACUACAGACUGUGUUAUUAUUUUUAAACGAAGUAGCAUCACACGCCUAUGUGAACCAAAUGAGCGAGAAAAAUCUAGCCACGUGUUUUGUGCCAGCAUUUUUUCACCUCUGCGGAGGUAGUAACAGUAAAUACGAGAAGAAUCUGAGUGCGAGUAGCGCGCCAAAAAAGCUGAAACGUGCAGUAUCUCAGCAGUGUCAAAAAGAGUUGGACGAUACCAUGGCUGCUCAGGAAUGUCUUGCUGAAAUGAUGAAAUGUGUUCGAUUCUUAUUUUCUGUACCAGACGAUGUUAUGAUGAAGAGUCAAUUUUCAUACAUUGAGCAAGGUGAUCCAGUGGCGUUGGAAGACUUAGGCCAACAUUCAGAAGAUGCUGGUGUAACUGACAGUUAUUUGAGUUACAUCGACAAUUGCUUUGCUGGCCUGUUGCAGGAAGCCACUGUGAAUAGUCGUUCUUCGAAGAAAUGGGAAAUUCACUCGGAAACAAAUGAAGUCGUUGUAUCGUAUCGCAAGAUGAGCGAUGGUUAUCCAUUGCGUUUGUGGCGUGCUGUUACUGAAAUAUCCGCCUCACCUGAAGAAAUCUUAAAAAGGAUUGUAAAAGAAAGGCACCUUUGGGAUGACGAGAUUCUUCAGUGGGAAGUAGUUGAAAGACUGGAUACGAAUACUGACGUUUUUUACUACGAAACUCAAUCGAUAGCUCCAUCAGUAAGAAGAGACUUUGUAAUACUACGUUCAUGGAGGACGAAUCUGUCCGGAGGGUCAUGCGGAUUGGUGAUGACGUCUGUGAAACACAAGCAAGCUCCACCAUCCACGGGCGUCAGGGGAACACUACUGGCAUGUCGCUGUCUCAUUGAGCCAAUUGGGUUAGGAAGAUCGCGUAUGGUGUAUAUAGCGAGGAUUGAUUUAAGAGGUCGCAGUUCGAGAUACUACAAUAAAGCAAUUGCACCUCGUAUCAUGUCUUCCGGUAUAAGAAAAGUAAGAGACUCUUUCAAUUGUGGUCCAGAUGGUCCCGAAACAAAUGUAUAGUACAUUUUGACGACCAGAUCGCGUAUCUGGUCCUCCUUCGUGUUCAGAGAAAGCCUCGAUAAGUGACAUCGACAGACAGCCAUACCUCCUAAAAGAGUUUUAAAUCCUGGCAACAACUUGCUAGGCUCGAAGUUGCCUUACAAUGAAAAAAAGAACCAUUAAUCAAGUAGCCGUUUUGUUUGGUUUCUAUGACAACGUUCAUUGUACCAGAAAGGUAAAUAAAAUGGCGUGGUGUACUAUUGUAUCGAAACGCAAAGCAGCUUGGGAUGUAUGAUAAUAAUUAUUGGGAAAUUUGUUCCUCAUGACUUGAAUAUUUUGUACAUAUGUAAACUAGAUACGUAAAUUAUAUGGUUUAUUAACAACGAGUUUUGUAUUGGUUUUUUUAUAUAUAUUCAGCAGAUCAAAAUUGAAUCAGUUUUUUAUAUGAGAAUUCUUAUGUUCUUAAUUUAAUUUAGUUUACUUUAUUUACUAUUUUUAUUUAGAAUCUUGCUAAACGAGAAGGCAUGGUAACUAAGUUACCAUUUUGUAAUAGUUCAAUGUGACUGUGUGACUGAAAAUCUUCCUGUAUUUUUAUUUUUGUCCAUAUGUCAAUUUUCAUCAACGUUUUGACAAGGGACGAGAUCACAUUGCAUGUAAUUUGUGUUGGCACACUAACAUGUGAAUUUUUUAAAUUUCCGUUAUGUGGUGUACCUCUGCUAAGGAUUAAUAAUAAGAAUUGGUGUACCUCUGCUAAGGACCCAAAGAACGUGACGUUGUUUAGUGAGAUAAACAGGAAAUGAAACUCCCAUCUCUCUUCCUUGGCGUACGUGUUGUGUUCACGUGUUAUUUAUAUAGUUUGUUACAUAAUUUGUGCAGAUAUUAAACAAACGUAUUGUUGCUUCAAUCUAUAACUUUUAGAGCUCUUCUGUUGUUCACAAUUAUUUGAAUUCUUUAGGACGUUAUUAUCCUUUUAAAAUACGACUUUUAGUGCUGUUAUUUUUUUACGAAUUUAUUUUUAGGCUAUCUUCAACUUCUAGCUUUCUAUAUAUACCUCAUUGACUCUUUUUUUCUUCUUUUUCAAACGGUCAAAUAUGAACAUAUAAACAACAUAAUUUCUAUUUCUUUUGGAAGAAGAUUGAACAUUUUUUGGAGUCAAGCGUUACACCAAGUUCAUGGCAACAGGUAUAAUUUUCUGCCUGGUGCAAAAAUAUUUUCUGUUGUUGUGAACAUUGGGACCUUUUGUAUACUAAGUUCAUGCGAGAGCUACCACAAACGAAGUUUAUGGAAAUUAUAUUCUCUUCUUAAUAGCUAUGUGUUUUAAAGAGUUAUUUUUGAUAUAUUUGAGUUUUAAUGACGCCACUAUAUAGAAAACACUUGUGAGAUAAUACCCAACCUCGUCUUCAUGUAUUUUGUUUUCUUCUGCAAUAUGAACGUAAUAGGAGGACAAAGGCCAUGGGGAGGAGGUUGGUGGUAAUACGAUGACUUUUAUAGAAAGAUAAAUUCUCCAGUUAUUUAUAUAUUUUAAUACAUUCUUAUAUAAAAGUCCUGAGACGGAAGUUGUAAGUAAAAUUUUACAUCGUCAAAAUUAAAUGUUUUAAUAUUUUCAA
Messenger RNA from Hydractinia symbiolongicarpus, 4622 nucleotides. Its product is annotated as rho GTPase-activating protein 7-like. The record is from RefSeq and is a predicted model, not a curated record. Bases 337 to 3036 code for a protein of 899 amino acids. Gene Ontology annotation, biological process: regulation of Rho protein signal transduction; signal transduction; actin cytoskeleton organization. Gene Ontology annotation, molecular function: GTPase activator activity; lipid binding. Lineage: Eukaryota; Metazoa; Cnidaria; Hydrozoa; Anthoathecata; Hydractiniidae. The transcript is spliced from 15 exons.